GAAAGAGAUCACUUCAUAAGGUAAAAUUUAUAAAAAUUGGUGAUUAUUAUGCUACAUUAAAAUACCUGUCCAUGUUUUGAUCAUCAAAUGAUCCUAAAUUUUGAAAUUCGCGCGUCUUCUUUAUUAAACCCUAGAAGAAACCCCAAUUCCUAAAACCCUUAUGCUGAGCACAGAUAUGAUGAGGCCUUUUCAAACCCUAUACAAUCGCACUCAAUUUCUUGCCCCACAAAUUCGCAAACUUUACAAAUCUUUUCAUUCCACUGAGUACCGUUUCGUCAAAGAACCCUCAACAGUGUCCACCUUUUUCGACCCGGUAACGGGCGGUAUUUUAACGAGACGUGUAGCAGAGUCAGAACACACAGAAACCGAAAAUGAGAAAAACCCUAUUAGUAGUAAAACACCUGGUUCUGAUUAUGCAGAUGGUUUGAAAGAUGACAGGUCUUAUGGGAGUGUUAUGAAGGGGAAUCUUGGAAGUGGGUCUGGGUCGCGUCGGGCCGGUUUUGGGGUUAGUAAGAAAAAAAGUAAAAAUAAGACUACUUGGGUUUGUUCUGAUUGUGGGUAUAAUGAUGGACAGUGGUGGGGGUAUUGUCGUGAAUGUAAGUCCGUUGGGACGAUGAACGAGUUUACAGAGAUUGAUAAUGGUGGGAAGACGAGUGGGUUUCAGGUUUCGGAGAAUAUUGUGAGGUCUUGGUUGCCUAAAGGGUCAACAGGGGAAGCUGGUCCGUUGAGGUUAACCGAUGUGAACCGUGGGGUUAAUCACUUGGAAUGGCGGUUUCCUUUGCCUGGACUAUUUGGAGAUGAAGUUUCUAGGGUUCUUGGUGGUGGUCUCGUACCAGGUUCUUUGGUUCUGAUUGGUGGUGAUCCAGGUGUUGGGAAGAGCACACUAAUGUUACAGAUAGCAGCACUUAUAGCGGAAGGGGAAAAUAUUGGCAAACCAGCUCCUGUACUUUAUGUCUCGGGCGAAGAAAGUGUUGAGCAAAUUGGAAAUAGAGCAGAUCGUAUGGAUAUCAACACAGAUGAGCUGUUUUUAUAUUCAAGUACUGACAUUGAGGAUAUAUUGGGAAAAGCCCAUGGUCUCUCUUUACGUGCUCUAAUCAUCGACUCUAUUCAGACCGUUCAGUUGACUGGAGUUACUGGAAGCGCUGGUGGUAUUUACCAGGUUAGAGAAUGCACAGCAGCCUUGCUGCGCUUUGCUAAGAAAACAAACGUACCUGUAUUCUUGAUCGGUCAUGUAACGAAGUCUGGAGACAUAGCUGGACCCCGCGUUUUGGAACAUAUAGUUGAUGCAGUGUUAUAUAUGGAAGGGGAGCAAUAUUCGUCUCAUCGUCUUCUUCGUGCAUUCAAGAAUCGCUUUGGCUCCACGGACGAGCUUGGAGUGUUUGAAAUGUCUCCAACUGGACUGAAAGCUAUCACAAAUCCAAGUGAGAUUUUCUUGAGUGAGGAACAUUCGGAUUCAGAGGUAUUAGCAGGUCUAGCAAUGACUGUGAUUAUGGAUGGAUCUCGCACAUUCGUCAUUCAAAUUCAGGCACUAUGUGCACCAGGGAUCUCGCUUUCUAAGCAAGUGAAUGGAGUUCAAGCAGGCAAAGCUAAUCUGAUCAUUUCUGUUCUUAUGAAGCAAGCUGGUCUGAAGCUCCAAUCAAGUGCAAUAUUUUUGAAUGUUAUUGGUGGGGCUACUUUAAAUGAAACUGCUGGUGAUCUAGCAGUUGCAGCUGCAAUAUGUAGCAGUUUUCUCGAGUUCCCUAUCCCUAGCAAUGUAGCAUUUAUUGGGGAAAUCGGUCUUGGUGGUGAGCUACGUAUGGUUCCAAAAAUGGAAAAGAGGGUGGGUACCGUAGCGAAACUGGGGUACAAAAAGUGCAUAGUUCCAAAUUUGGCCAAAAAGGUGUUGCAGGGGUUAGAUUUUGGAGAACUUGAGAUCUUGGGGUGCAGUAACCUGAAAGACGUUAUUAACAAUGUAUUUGUUAAAAGUUGAUAUCUUCAAUAGAUGGUUUACUUAUAAUUGGAUCUGUUUUGUACAGUGUUAUAUCAUGAAGAAACUUGAAUUAUCUAAUCUUUUGUUAAGAAAACCAGUCUUCCGUAA
Erigeron canadensis is the source of this 2077-nucleotide messenger RNA. Its product is annotated as DNA repair protein RadA. The record is from RefSeq and is a predicted model, not a curated record. The coding region runs from base 161 to 1969 and encodes 602 amino acids. Gene Ontology annotation, molecular function: ATP binding; ATP-dependent DNA damage sensor activity; damaged DNA binding. The transcript has 15 exons. NCBI's taxonomy places the organism in Eukaryota, Viridiplantae, Streptophyta, Magnoliopsida, Asterales, Asteraceae. Gene Ontology annotation, biological process: recombinational repair.